Molecule: messenger RNA, 1615 nt
Organism: Polychytrium aggregatum
Lineage: Eukaryota; Fungi; Chytridiomycota; Chytridiomycetes; Polychytriales
Product: histone acetylation protein-domain-containing protein
Exons: 1
Coding region: 132-1544 (470 amino acids)
Biological process (GO): DNA damage response
Cellular component (GO): nucleus
Molecular function (GO): histone H3K56 acetyltransferase activity
Source: RefSeq, a predicted model, not a curated record
CUCGCAUCGCUCUGGAAGCAUCUGUCGUCCAAGUCGAAUCCACUGGGACAUCUGGCAGGUGGAAAGACCCUACUCGAGAUCGAUCCCGCUGAGCAUCUGGACCAGCAACGCGGCCACGCAGCCACGCAGCCAUGACCGUCGACUAUACAGGCGAUCUGAGCCAGUUCGUCAGCACCUCCAUUCAGAAAUAUGUUCUGGGCAGCCACACCCUGCGUGUAGACUGCAUCGCGGCAAGACUGGAUCCGCCAGCGCAGCUAUUUGAGGAACCAUCCACGUCGCAGCAGCUGGAUCGGCUGGUGCUCAUCUCCAAGGUCGGUUCGUCUCCGCUGAUUGUCUUUGGCAUGAAGGUCUCCGAGUUUGUUGUCUGCGAGACCGGGUCCGACUCGGCUCGGUCUGUGCAUGCCUAUAUCGAGAAGAUCGACUCGACCGGAUUCUUCGACCACAGCCUUGCUCGCUCUGAGGCCUCGGCGGGUCAGGAUUUCUAUUCGAUAUCCCGGUCGACGCUGUUUGGCUACAUCCAGCACCUCUACGAUCGCUACAAGUCGCAGGCUCCGGAGAUUUGGGUCCACACAUUCGCUCGCUCGAUGCCUGAGUACCUGUUCCCAGACUCCAAGCUCAACCCUGGAAAGUACCGCGCCAGUAAUCCCGGCGCCGGCCUCGUUCGGUGGUGGAAGUCGACUCUGGACCAAGCCAUGGCCAAAAUGGAUCCGCAGCCGAUAUCCGAGGCAUUCUGGCUCGUCCCCGGCGAGGGCGAGGCGCUCGCCCGCCGCUUCUUUGAAGCCCCCGGAUGUGUUCUCAAAUGGAACUGGGGGCUGCCUUGGCCAGCACACGGGUCCGCGGCAGUGCUGGUUCCCCGGUUCCCGGACGACCCGAAAGGCCGCAUCAUCGCCGAUUCCCUGAGCACUGCAGCCAAACCAUCCGGAAAGCCAACGCUGACGGUCAAGUCCCUGGUCAACAUGCUCGAGUGCUCAGGCGAGUCGUCGAACCAGACCACUUGCUAUUUUGUGGUGCGCAUGCAAGCCGCCCACAACGCCGACGAGCCGAGUUGCGGUAUGGAUCGCUCCAGAGAGGGAUGCACCGACUCAAACCUGUGCGAUCACAAGGCAUUCGAAGCCAUCACCAAGGAGCUUGGGAGUGGAUGCUACAGUAGCCAACAGAAUGCAGUUCAAUCCAGCGACCGCCUGAUCAAACUGUUCCGCGAGACCCCGGGCACCACAUGCUCCCAUAUUCGCAUCGAGAACGUCCCCAAAGCAAAGGGUUUGGAUGAAACUGCGGUCAACUCAAGCACAGCCCCAGCAACGACAAUCACCAGUCUUCAGGGUUUGAUCAAGAAGAAGAGCAAAACGGCGCCAAAUACUGUCGUAACCAGCAGCAUUCCCGACGGAAGUGCAACAUCCUCAAUAGCGAGCACCUCCGUUGUAGAGUCCCGUUCCAACGAUAUCCAAAGCCUCGUGAAGCGCAAGCAGCGACCGCCAAUGCAGACCAAUCCGGACAGCGAGCCAGCCAAGCGCAUGAAGCCUGGGGCGGGCAAUGAUUGCGAGUAAAUGAUGGGGGCAUGGAUAAUAUGGACGGACUGUCCGCAGAGUAUCCGUGGAAAUAUAUAUACAUUACUAUA